This is a messenger RNA of Andrographis paniculata, 2845 nucleotides long. RefSeq lists its product as uncharacterized. NCBI's taxonomy places the organism in Eukaryota, Viridiplantae, Streptophyta, Magnoliopsida, Lamiales, Acanthaceae. The coding region runs from base 119 to 2593 and encodes 824 amino acids. Gene Ontology annotation, molecular function: ATP binding; protein kinase activity. The record is from RefSeq and is a predicted model, not a curated record. Gene Ontology annotation, biological process: protein phosphorylation. The transcript is spliced from 21 exons.
UUCUUUAAUGCGAAAGGGGAAAUAUUCUUCCAAUUAAUCCCCUGCUUCUCUUCUUCUCCCGCAAAACCCAUAGCAGAUCCACUCUCUCUCACCUUGAUCGGUCGGGACGUGAAAGAAAAUGUUGAAAUUCUUGAAAGGGGUAGUUGCCGGAUCGGGGACGGGCCCCAAGGAUCUGCCGUAUACCAUUGGAGAGCCGUACGCUUCAGCCUGGGGAUCCUGGGCGCACUACCGUGGAACAUCUAAGGAUGAUGGAUCUCCUGUCUCAAUAUUUUCUCUUUCUGGGAGUAGUGCCAAUGAUGGGCAUUUAGUUGCUGGCCGCAAUGGUGUCAAGCGUCUCCGAACGGUCAGACAUCCAAAUAUUUUGUCGUUUCUGCAUAGCACAGAGGCUGAAAUUGUGGAUGGUUCUGGUACAAAGGUUGUUAUCUACAUUGUGACAGAGCCUGUUAUGCCCCUUUCAGAAAAGCUCAAGGAAUUGGGGUUAGAAGGCAGUCAAAGGGAUGAAUAUUAUGCGUGGGGACUGCAUCGGAUAGCCAAAGCUGUGAGUUUCUUGAACAAUGAUUGUAAACUGGUUCAUGGUAAUGUUUGUACUGCUAGCGUUGUUGUAACACAAACUUUGGACUGGAAGCUUCAUGCAUUUGAUGUUUUAUCCGAGUUCGAUGGAAAUAAUGAAGCUUCGAAUGGACCAAUGCUUCAAUAUGAAUGGCUUAUUGGCUCACAAUACAAACCAAUGGAAUUGUCAAAAUCUGAUUGGUCAACCAUCAGAAAAUCUCCACCUUGGGCUUUAGAUUCUUGGGGUUUGGGCUGCCUAAUUUAUGAACUUUUCUCUGGCAUGAAGUUGACUAGAACAGAGGAGUUGCGGAAUACUGCUAAUAUACCUAAGUCUUUGCUUCAAGAUUAUCAGCGCCUAUUGAGUUCUGCACCUUCUCGCAGGUUGAAUCCAUCAAAGCUUCUGGAGAAUAGCGAGUAUUUCCAAAAUAAGUUGGUGGAAACCAUACAAUUUAUGGAAAUUCUUAAUUUGAAGGACAGUGUGGAAAAGGAUACCUUUUUCCGUAAGCUUCCAAGUCUUGCUGACAAGCUUCCUCGGCAGAUAGUUCUGAAGAAGCUGCUUCCGUUACUUGCAUCCGCCUUAGAAUUUGGUUCAGCUUCUGCACCUGCUUUGACUGCAUUGUUGAAAAUGGGAUCUUGGCUUUCAGCGGAAGAAUAUACCCUUAAGGUGUCACCAACUAUCAUAAAACUCUUUACAUCAAAUGAUCGCGCCAUUCGUGUUGGUCUUCUUCAGCAUAUUGAUCAAUAUGGCGAUUCAUUAUCUGCGCAAAUUGUUGAUGAACAGGUUUAUCCUCAUGUUGCUAAUGGGUUCUCUGACACAUCCGCUUUUCUACGGGAACUGACGCUGAAAUCCAUGCUUGUGCUGGCUCCUAAGCUCUCCCAGCGUACAAUUUCAGGAUCACUGUUGAAAUUUCUUUCAAAGCUUCAGGUUGAUGAAGAACCUGCAAUUCGUACAAAUACUACGAUAUUACUUGGAAACAUUGCCUGCCACCUAAAUGAAGGGACAAGGAAGAGAGUGCUAAUAAAUGCAUUCACAGUUCGAGCUUUGCGCGAUACUUUCUCUCCGGCACGAGGAGCAGGUAUAAUGGCUUUGUGCGCGACUAGUUCUUAUUAUGAUGCUACUGAGAUUGCAACUAGAAUUUUGCCAAAUGUUGUUGUCCUGACUAUUGAUCCUGACAGUGAUGUACGAUCGAAAUCAUUCCAAGCUGUUGAACAGUUCUUGCAAUUAGUGAAACAAUACCACGAAAAGGCAACCAAUGGGGAUGCCACAAGUGCAGCAGGCACUGGAAUUUCACCAAUACCUGGAAAUGCAAGUUUGCUGGGAUGGGCAAUGAGCUCACUGACAUUGAAAGGCAAACCAUCUGAGCAGAGUACAAGCUCAUCAAACACAAGUGAUCCUGCUACGUCUUCAAUCAAUUCCAAUUCCAACUCUGUGACCGAUAGUACAAGUUUGGCACCAGUACGUGUAAGUUCCUCAACAGAUUUACCUGAUUUUGCCGAUCAGCCCCACACAUCCCCUACAACAACUGAUGGAUGGGGAGAACUCGAAAAUGGCAUUCAUGACACAGACAAGGAUGGUUGGGACGACCUCGAACCAUUGGAGGAGGCAAAACCAUCUCCUGCUCUUGCCAAUAUCCAAGCAGCUCAAAAAAGGCCCGUCGUCCCUCCUCCAAAACAAGUUUCUAAUGCGAGACCACAGACCACAUUGAAACCCAACAAAGAAGAUGAUGAAGGCGACUUGUGGGGUGCUGCACCAACGCCUGCUCCUAGAGCCAUUUCAAAACCCUCUGCAAAAGCCACUCGAUUAGUCGAAGAUGAUGAUCCAUGGGGUGCAGUUGCUGCCCCAGUUCCGAAAUCCUCAUCCAAGCCAGUAAAUCUGAAAUCCAGCAGCUCAGCAGACGACGACCUUUGGGCUUCCAUUGCAGCUCCUCCACCAACAACUGCAGGGCACAGACCGUCAUCAGGUGGCGGACGAGGGCGAGGGACCAAAGCUGCUGCCCCGAAAUUAGGUGCUCAGAGGAUAAACAGAACUUCAUCAGGGGUGUAAGAGGAAAGGAUUCUAGAGCAGUGUACAUUUGUGUGUGUUUUAACCGGAAAUGGUGAGUUUAAUAUCCUGAAAAAAAAAAAAAAAAAAAAAAAUGUAGUACAGAGAGAGCAUGCAUGUAUUUUGGAUGGCGAUUUUUUUUUUAUUUUUUAUUUUUACUACGAUUAUUAUUAGUAUCCCCUCCAUGUCAGUCAAUUUGUAUUAAUACUUAUACUUGCUGCAAUUAGAGCAUUAACGAACUUGCAUAUCUUCAAA